AGCGCUGCGGCAUGGCGCGCGGCUGCCUCCAGUGCGUUAAGUACCUCAUGUUCGCCUUCAACCUGCUCUUCUGGCUGGGGGGCUGCGGUGUCCUCGGUGUUGGCAUCUGGCUGGCCGCCACGCAGGGGAACUUUGCCACCCUGUCCUCCUCUUUCCCGUCCCUGUCGGCCGCCAACCUGCUGAUGGUGACGGGCUCACUGGUCAUGGCCAUCGGCUUUGUGGGCUGCAUUGGGGCCAUCAAGGAGCACAAAUGUCUGCUGCUGGCUUUCUUCGUGAUGCUACUGUUCGUGUUCUUGCUGGAGACCAUCAUUGUCAUCCUCUUCUUCGUCUACACUGACAAGAUUGACAGGUAUGCCCAGCGGGACCUGAAGAAGGGGCUGCACCUAUAUGGUACACAAGGCAACGUGGGCCUCACCAACGCCUGGAGCAUCAUCCAGACCGAUUUCCGUUGCUGUGGCGUCUCCAACUACACGGACUGGUUUGAGGUCUACAAUGCCACACGAGUGCCUGACUCUUGCUGCCUGGAAUUCAGUGAUAGCUGCGGCCUGCAUGCACCAGGCACCUGGUGGAAGGCGCCCUGCUAUGACACGGUGAAGCUAUGGCUGCAGCAGAACCUGUUGGCUGUGGGGAUCUUCGGGCUGUGCACAGCUCUGGUGCAGAUCCUGGGCCUGACCUUCGCCAUGACCAUGUACUGCCAGGUGGUGAAGGCCGACACCUACUGUGCGUAGCCCCGCCCCCGCCACUCUGCCAAA
Messenger RNA from Chrysochloris asiatica (Cape golden mole), 752 nucleotides. RefSeq names its product tetraspanin 4 (gene TSPAN4). Gene Ontology annotation, cellular component: membrane. The record is from RefSeq and is a predicted model, not a curated record. Bases 12 to 728 code for a protein of 238 amino acids. The transcript has 7 exons. Lineage: Eukaryota; Metazoa; Chordata; Mammalia; Afrosoricida; Chrysochloridae.